UACAUUAAGCGAGAUCUAGAGCCCUGUCCAUAGCCUUCUCUGUCCUCAUCAAUUUCUUUACCUUCUUAGCAAUGGAAGCUACGUUUACCACUUGUAAGAAACAUUACCAAAACUAUCUAAGCCUUCUACCACCUUAGUUGGUUUUUGCCUUUUGACUCUGUAUUCCCUUUCUUUCUGUUUAUUUUGCUUUCUUUUGUCUUGUUAUUUUUUGUUUCCCAUUAGUUUAAUGGCACAUUAAAACAAAUUAAUAUAUCUAGGAAUCUGUCAAUAUCUGGGGUUGUCAUCAAGUUCAAACCAGCUUGUGCUUUGCUAGAUUUCUGCUCUGUUCCUAUUGCUCUGCUGCUCUUUAUUUGAAUUUAAAACCCAUUUUAGCAUACCCUGAAAGCCUUCACCAGAUUUGCCUUCCUCUUUGGAAUUUCUCAUCUGGGUCUUUAUGCAUUGGAGCUAGCAUGAUCUUUCAAAGGUGCUAUCUUUUCCAUUCUUUGUUCUGUUGUCCUAGUGGGUUCCUUCUGUCAGUUUUGAUUUUCGGUUAAUAACUACUAGUUCAUUGUGUUGCUUUGGAAAAGUCUAGAUUUCUCUUCCUUGGUUUUAGAAUUUAUGUUAUACGUCAUAGUUGAUAAUUAGAGGUUCUUGAAUUGCUUUUGCUGGAUUAGAACAUAAGAUUUCAUUUCCUUCAUUUGGCUUUCUUCGUGGUUUUUGAUUCCUAUUGUGUUUGAUUAACAGUGGUUCCUUGACUGUUCUGCCUCUAUAAUAACCCUAAGGUCUGGUUAAGUUUAAACAGGAUCUACCUCUUUGUUCCUUAACAAAUUUCCCUGAUUUUGUAAUGAUGAGUGAUAGGGGAUUAAAAAUUUUUACUUGUGCUUUAUCAAUCUUGAGCUUGGCUAGUUUGUGUUGUGGAUUUAAUCCUGUAGACAAUUACCUUAUAGACUGUGGAUCAAGCAGCGAUACUACAGUGGGCGACCGUGUUUUCUUGGCUGAUAACUCUACCUCAAACUCCCUUUCAACCCCAAAAAACAUUUUUGCCAGAGCUUCAACAUCUGUCACGUCCUCCGAUUAUUCAUUGCUAUAUCAAACAGCAAGAAUCCUCGAUGGAACCUCAAAAUACACAUUUUCAAUUCAACAACCUGGUAGACAUUGGAUUCGCUUUUAUUUCUAUCCAUUUGUUUAUGAUAGUUACAAUAUGAACAGGGCAAUUUUUCAUGUUUCCACCCAAGACCAUGUCCUUCUGAGCAAUUUCAGUGUCAACUCUAAUGUUGUUAAAGAAUUUUCUGUUAAUGUAACCUCGACUAGCCUUGAAAUUAUUUUCACCCCAUCAAGCAAUUCGUUUGCAUUCUUGAAUGCCUUGGAAGUUGUUUCCAUCCCCGAUGCACUAAUUACAGAUGAUGCCAGCACUUUUGAUCCACUGGGGACAUUCCAAGGCUUGUUUUCACAGGCACUGGAGACUGUUUUUAGGGUGAACAUGGGUGGACCAACAAUUCUCCCUGAAAAUGAUACCCUUGGGCGAACUUGGGUUCCUGAUCAAGAUUUUCUCAUCAACGAGAAUUUUGCCACAAACAUAUCAAAAAUUAGUGCUGUCAAGUAUGUAGAAGGCGGAGCAACACCAGAUAUUGCUCCUAAUGCUGUUUAUGGUACUGCCACUGUGAUGAAAUCAGGAGAUGAUCCCAGAAGCAAUUUCAAUGUGACCUGGCAGUUCAAUGUUGAUCCUGGAUUUCAGUAUCUUGUUCGGUUUCACUUCUGUGAUAUACUAAGUAAAGCUCUUAACGAGCUCUACUUUGAAGUUUAUAUUGACUCUUCGAUUGUUGCUAAGGAUCUUGAUCCAAGUAUUCUAUUACAAAACAUUUUGGCAGGUGCACUUUAUAUGGAUUUUGUCACACCUUUAAAUGACAGCAAAAAUAAGCUUCGUGUGAGUAUUGGUCCAAGCUCUAUUCCUAAUGUUCUACCUAAUGCCAUUCUAAAUGGGCUAGAGAUAAUGAAAAUGAACAAUUCCCUUGGCAGCCUCAGUGGGUCAGCACCUUUGCUUUCUGAUUCAAGAUCUAAGAAGAAUGUUGGCAUGAUAGUGGGCUUGACCGCUGGGGCAGUUAUUGCGGUGGUGGUGGCUGCAAUAAUGUUUAUGUUUUGCAGAAAAAGGAAAAAGUUGGCACAUCAAGGCCAUUCGAAGACGUGGAUUCCCCUACCUGUUAGUGGGGGAAAUUCUCCCACUGUGGGUAGUAAGUAUUCUAAUGGAACAACUGUUAGUGUUAACUCUAAUCUAGGAUAUUGCAUUCCUUUUGUGGCAGUUCAAGAGGCCACAAACAACUUUGAUGAGGCCUGGGUUAUCGGUAUUGGUGGUUUUGGGAAGGUGUACAAAGGAGUUUUAAAUGACAGUACCAAAGUGGCUGUUAAAAGGGGAAAUCCACGCUCCCAACAGGGGCUUGCAGAGUUCCAAACUGAAAUUGAGAUGCUAUCCCAGUUCCGGCAUCGCCAUCUAGUUUCAUUAAUUGGGUACUGUGACGAAAAAAAUGAGAUGAUCUUAAUAUAUGAAUACAUGGAGAAUGGGACUCUUAAGGGUCAUCUCUAUGGCGCAGGUCGUCCAAGCUUGAGUUGGAAGGAAAGGCUUGAGAUAUGCAUUGGAGCAGCUAGAGGACUACAUUACCUUCACACUGGCUAUGCUAAAGCAGUCAUUCAUCGUGAUGUGAAGUCUGCAAAUAUCUUGCUUGAUGAGAAUCUCAUGGCCAAAGUUGCUGAUUUUGGGCUUUCAAAGACAGGGCCUGAAAUAGACCAGACCCAUGUGAGUACAGCAGUGAAGGGGAGUUUUGGGUACCUUGAUCCUGAAUAUUUCAGAAGGCAACAACUGACGGAGAAAUCAGAUGUGUAUUCAUUUGGGGUGGUUUUGUUUGAGGUUCUUUGUGCAAGACCUGUUAUAGAUCCAACCCUUCCAAGGGAAAUGGUGAACUUAGCAGAAUGGGCAAUGAAGUGGCAGAAAAAAGGGCAGUUGGAGCAAAUAAUAGAUCCUACACUUGGGGGAAAAAUAAGACCUGAUUCACUCAGGAAGUUCGGCGAAACUGCAGAGAAAUGCUUGGCCGACUUUGGCGUUGACAGGCCUUCUAUGGGAGAUGUCUUGUGGAAUCUUGAGUAUGCUCUUCAACUUCAAGAGGUGGUUGUUCCUGGUGAUCCUGAAGAAAACAGUACUAAUAUGAUUGGUGAACUCUCUCCAAAAAUCAACAAUUUCAGCCAUGUUGAUAAUAGUGGUUUAGCUGCUCAAUCUGAAACAUCAAGUGUGGAUGAUCUCUCUGGGGUGUCAAUGAGUAAGGUAUUCUCACAGCUAGUGAAGUCUGAGGGUAGAUAACUUGUUGGAGAUGGUAUAUUUUAUGGCUUUAGUUCUUUCAUUGAUAUCUCUUCUUUGGUUUGCCCUCUCACCAAUCACUGCUUGCUACACCAGAGUAGAUAGAAGAAUUCUCUUUAUUUUGUACGGGGAAGUUACAACCUGAAUUUGCUAAGGAGAACCCUUGUUCUGGUAAAAUCAAGAGAGCUUCUUCUCUGAUUACAGCAUGGCUUGUUUGGUUAGUGUUUUGACAAAACAAAGAGAAAUUGCUCCAUGCUCUUUGGCUAUUCAUCCUUCAUGUAGGUGUCUAAACCACACCGAAUUGUUUCUGGAGUUCUGCAUAUUGAGUUCACUCUUUUGUACAGCAGGGAUGAUGCUUCAAGUUGUCAAUGGUCCCAAAACACCCGAACUGGAGAGGAAGAAUGAAAGGAAGAGAAGCAUAGGGAAAAACAGAACAGAGUAGAAGGGGAUGGAGAAGAAAAGGAAAGAGAGAGGGAAAGAGAGAGAGAGAGAGAGAGAGAACAAGAAUUAGAGAGAAAUUAAUUGUUGUAUUAUUAAAUUGAUGAUUGGCUGUAUCCAAUGCAAUAUCUAUUUAUAUAAUUUUAUUCUCAUAUUCGUUCUCAA
Molecule: messenger RNA, 3925 nt
Organism: Hevea brasiliensis (rubber tree)
Lineage: Eukaryota; Viridiplantae; Streptophyta; Magnoliopsida; Malpighiales; Euphorbiaceae
Product: receptor-like protein kinase HERK 1
Exons: 2
Coding region: 824-3325 (833 amino acids)
Biological process (GO): protein autophosphorylation
Cellular component (GO): plasma membrane; plasmodesma
Molecular function (GO): ATP binding; transmembrane receptor protein tyrosine kinase activity
Source: RefSeq, a predicted model, not a curated record